Messenger RNA from Marasmius oreades (fairy-ring Marasmius), 1296 nucleotides. RefSeq lists its product as uncharacterized. The record is from RefSeq and is a predicted model, not a curated record. The transcript is spliced from 3 exons. Lineage: Eukaryota; Fungi; Basidiomycota; Agaricomycetes; Agaricales; Marasmiaceae. Bases 1 to 1296 code for a protein of 431 amino acids.
AUGCCUUUCUACCAACACCAACGGAUGCCGUCAGUUCCUUUGACACCAAGGCCGUUUUCACCUUCCAUAAUAACUGCUAGCAUUAGCAGCGAGACAUCAGCCGAAAUCUACACUUCGGACACCGAACAGUUUACCCCCGAAACCACACCAUCCACUUGCCAUCACCCAGGGCCAAAGUUAUCGGCGACGCGUCGCAACCCCACGGAAUCUCCAUCAUCAUGUCGUUGGUCAGACAUCGUACCCCCAAACUCGGCUCUCACUUUUGCCGUCGUCUGGGAUCCAGAAGAUGACAUGGUAGCUUUCUCCGGUGCAGAGCUUUUCGAAGACUCGAACGAACCAUCGUCAUCGUCCUCUGAGAAUUCGCCUACUUCACCCACGGACGCGUGUUCUCAGAUUCUUACUAUCCCACUCUCAGAGAAUACAGGUAUCUACACAGGCACCCUCCAGUAUUUCAGAGAAAACCACGAUUGGUUGUUUAAUGAGGACGACCACGAUGGUGGUGGAAGGUUCCGACUAAGGUCGAGCUUAGGGUUGAGGGAGAGGUUAAAAUUGGGUCAAACACAGGCGUCUUCAACGAUGGGAGAGUUGGAUGUCUAUCUCCGUGGGUCGUUGAUGGGGAUGGCUCAUCGGGAGAAUACCAAGAAGUUCCAUUCGUGUUUUGGAGUCUUGGAUGGAAAAUUUGAGUUUGAUCCCAAAAUGGAGUUUGAAGAAAUGUGGGCGAAGAUUAUGUCAAGACGGUCUAGGGUGGCGACUAGUACGGAGAACAAGGACGAGAUUGAAGAUGAGGGUUUCUUUGAGGUUGAGUUUGAAGCAAAGAAACUCACGCCCGCGGAAAUGGAAGCACCACUAAAAAGACCUCGUUCCCCAGGUCUUUCAACCGACAACCGAGAAGCUUUUGAUGACGAGGACGACCUACUAUCAUGGCAAACUAUCGAAUGCCCGGAGGAAAUCCACCGGCUCAGUAUUGCCUGUCUCAACAUGGUUCAUCCCAAUGAACCUCGUCGUCAACAUCCCAAACUCAAAAAGCGUCGACGUCCGUCUGAUAUUCCUUGUCCUCCAGCUGAAGUGUUACAAAGGGAGAUAUUCAGCCAUCAGGUUUCUCUUGAACCUGAGCCGCCUCGUCUGACUCAUGCUGGGGUGUUAGCAUCACCAUUAUCAUCGAAGGAGCCAUGUUCUCCGAUUGGAAAGUUGUGCAGGACCUUGUCGGCGAAGAGGAAUAGAGGGUACCCUCUUGAGCGGUGGGAUUGUGUGGAGGUUGUACAAGAUAAGGAGAAGACGGCACGAGCCGGCUUUUGA